CUUGGAGCUUGCUUAGCCACUCGCUUGCAGGCAGCAGGCCAGAGCACAUGGGCUAAACUCACCUGCUUCAGGGGAUAUCAGUGCUGAAAUGGAGCUAAUAUGCCUUUUCCUUUUUUUAAUACAUGGAAUGCCUUUGGCUUUUACUCAGUUUAAUGGCUACAACUGUGAUCCUGCCUUACACAGUAGAUUCCCAGCCGAGCGGGAUAUCACUGUGUACUGUGGUGUGCAGACCAUCACACUGAAGAUCAACUUCUGUCCAGUGCUCUACUCAGGCUACACUGAUACUGACCUGGCCCUGAAUGGGCAUCACGGCGAUGCUCAAUGCCGUGGCUUCAUCAACAACAACACGUUCCCCACUGCAGUGCUGUUCAGCAUCAGCCUCAGCACACUGGAGGCCUGUGGAAACAUGCUGGUGGUUUCUGCAGCUCAGGGCUACAACGCUUUUGGGAAUAUAUCCCUGGUACAGAUAGGGAAUGUAUCAGGCUACAUCGAUACUCCUGACCCUCCAACCAUCAUUAGCUACCUGCCUGGUUUGCUUUAUAAAUUCAGCUGCAGUUAUCCUCUGGAGUAUCUGGUUAACAACUCUCAGCUGGCAUCUUCAUCAGCAGCAAUAGCAGUAAAAGACAACAAUGGCACCUUUGUGAGCACCUUGAGCUUCAUUCUAUACAAUGAUUCAUCCUUCAGUCAGCAGUUGUCUGUUCCCAUGGCUGGUCUGGCUCUGAAGACUAGAGUGUUUGCUGGUGUCAAGGCCACUAAUCUAGAUAGGAGGUGGAAUAUACUGAUGGAUUACUGUUACACCACCCCCUCUGGGAAUCCUAAUGAUGAGAUACGCUACGAUCUUUUCUUCGGAUGUCACAAAGACCCACAGACCACAGUUUUUGAGAAUGGGAAAAGCCAAAUGGGCCGCUUUGCCUUUGAAGUUUUCCGGUUUGUGAAACACAAAAACCAGAAGAUGUCCACUGUCUUCUUGCACUGUGUCACAAAGUUGUGUCGGGUAGAUGACUGCGCAUUGCUGAUGCCGAUCUGUGGAAUAAGAAGAAAGAGGGAGGACACCACAGCUCCUCAUGCUUCCGCUGAAGAUGCUAUCAUAACUGCAGGCCCUAUAAUCACCAGAGGUGAUGAAACCUCAACCACCAACUCACAGCUUGCUCCAUCUAACGACCCCUCCUCACCACUGGACACAGUGACAAGUGCUCUUGUUGCCGGGGUGGCAGUGUUGGGCCUGAUGAGCCUGAGCUUCUUCAUCCUUUCCAUCAGGCUUCUGCGCAGGUCCAGUCCCACACCUCUGACUGGCAUAGGGAACCCCAGCUUCAAAUAAAACACACAACCCUAUUGCAACAUCACUGCUUUCUGAAUCUUUUUCCACCUGAGUCACUGCCAAUUACAGAAAUGAUGUAUUGGCAGGGCCAGAAUUCAGGCCAUUGUCCGCCAUCUAUUUUUUUCUUAUUAUUGUGCUAUGUUAUUCCUUUCAGCUUCUUUAUAUCUUCUUCUACUUCAUACAGUCUUUGGUUUUGAUUUACAAUUUACUCUUAUUGUACUUGUGUAAAAACGUAGACACAGACAGCCAAAGUUUUUGUUUAUUACCUCACCUAGUUGGAAUUAUACACCCUUCAUGAAAAUGAGGAGAAAGUAAUAUAGUAGAAAGAAUAACAUAUGCAAUACGUGAUUCUUUGAGCUCAAACUUACAGGGACUU
Molecule: messenger RNA, 1694 nt
Organism: Pangasianodon hypophthalmus (striped catfish)
Lineage: Eukaryota; Metazoa; Chordata; Actinopteri; Siluriformes; Pangasiidae
Gene: zpld1b
Product: zona pellucida-like domain containing 1b
Exons: 11
Coding region: 89-1318 (409 amino acids)
Cellular component (GO): cell surface
Source: RefSeq, a predicted model, not a curated record